Messenger RNA from Effrenium voratum, 3203 nucleotides. The record is from the annotation of a GenBank genome assembly. Lineage: Eukaryota; Dinophyceae; Suessiales; Symbiodiniaceae.
AGCAAAUCUGCACCUUCUCAUGAGCCUCCUCGGGCUAUGGAGCUGCUGCUCCUUUUUGCCCUGCCGCUGGCAAGUGGCUUGAACAUCGAAGCCGGCUUUGUGUGCACGUCCUCGAGCAACGAGUACGCCUGCUCCUUCGCCUUGGAUCGAAACCUCUCCAGCGCUUGGGCCUCCGCGGGACCAGCGCCGCAAUGGCUGGAAGCGCGGAUCGCAGAUGGCACCUACGCCACGCUGGGGUCCUACGCCUUGAGCGCCAUCCUGGGGCGAGCAGAUCUGGCGCCCACGGCAUGGCGCCUGGAGGGCAUCGAGCCCAACAGCCCUAGCCGCCAGCUGCUGGACCAGGUGAGUGGCGUGACCUGGAGUGAGGGCAGCACUCAGGUGCGAGAGCUGGCAGGCCUCAGCAGUUGGAGAAGCUACCAGCUCACUCUACUGGAGGGUACAGGCACACAGGUGGGCAUCGCGGAGCUUCAACUGCUGCCGAAGUUGGACUACGCCUAUGACGUCUCCGACUGGGAGCCCUGCUCAGUGACCUGCGGUGGCGGCACGCAGACCCGCACCGUGGAUUGCAAGGGCAGCGAUGGCGUGAGCUACAGCGACAUUCGCUGCUCCACGGACCCGGCGCCGGCGAGGUCUAGGGCCUGUGGCACCUCCAUCUGCGCAUGCCAGGGCGGGUUGGCCUGCAGCGCCCUCUGCAGCUCUUCGAGCGCCAACAACGCGGACCUCACCUGCGGGGUGUUGGUGGACGGCUCCUCCCUGUCCGCUUGGACCUCCGCGGGCCCACCGCUGCAAUGGCUGGAAUGGGACCUGGGCCAGGCGCGGCAGGUGGUGGAGUUCUCCAUCACCGCCGGGGAGUGCACAGCCUGCACCACCCAGGAGGGGCCCGCCAUGGUCUCCCUGCAGGCGACCAACGCGGCGACCUCGGCCCAGCGUUCCUGGCUGGAGAUCCGGCCAGAGUUCAGUGUGGGGCCCGUGUGGGCCUCCGGAGAGACCCGGAGGUUCAGCUUGCCAGAGGGUGGCACCUUCAACUUCCAGUACUGGCGCCUGAACUUCCAUCAGACCUUUGGCGGUGCCGCCUACCAGGUCCAUGUGUCGGAGGUUGGUCUCUACGCGCCCGCCACGUCCUAUCGCCUGGCGGUGGGCGCCUGGGGCGCCUGUGGGGCGGUGGGGGGCUCCGGCGCCUGCGGCGCCGGCCUCGUGCGGCGGGAGGUGCACUGCUUCGACGUCGAGGACUACGUGGUGAAUUUGGAGAACUGCGAGGAGGGCACCAGCACCAGCACGGAGCAGAGCUGCGUGCUGGACUGCCCUCAGCUGGUGGUGGCCUCCGCUGUGGCCCAUGCCAACUUCUUCGGGAUUCUGAGGGUGCAGCUCACGGCGCAGUGGCGGGCCAAGGUCCUGUGCGCGGCAUAUGAGGUCCCGAUGGCGGACAACAGCCCCAGUGCAAGUGCUGUGGACAAUGCCCUCUACACCGGCAUCGGCUUUGCCGACGGCAGCAACGGCACCUGUGACGUCGAAGGAAUCCUGGUCAGCAGGUUUGCCGGCGAGGAGUUCGAGGUGCGAUGCAAAGUGGUGGGCGGCGACCAGGUGUUUGGCCAAGGCCGAAGAGCUGUGCUGCGGCCGGUGCCAUUGCUGAUGGGGUGCUAUGCCGACUUUGACAACGACCGCGACCUUCCGGAGGAUCAAGGCGUCCAAACGCAGGUUUCCUGUGCAGACUCCUGCUUUGGGUCGGAGUACUUCGGUCUCCAGCUGCGUGGUCGCUGUCAUUGCGGGGAUAGCUAUGGCCGCCAUGGGGUGAAGAGUCCCAACUACACCGCCGGGCUGACAGGCUGCGAUUGCAAUGGGCCCUACUACGCCUACCAGGCCAACUGCGUCUGGCAGCAGACGGGCGGCCGCUUCGGUGAUGAGACCAUGCUUCCCCUGCGCCUGAGCUCUGUGACGGCGGAUUCAGCCGAGAUGCUGGCAGAUGUAGAGCGAGAUGCGCGGCUACGAUGCAACGUCACGGCCGCGGAUAUCUCAAAGGCCCCCAGCACCUCAGCGACCUGCACGGCCUCGGGCUGCAAGUUGGCCAUGGGGAACCUGGAGCCCUCCACCACCUACACCGUGCAUUGCGAGGCGGAGGCGGACGCGCUGCACCGCGCGAAGCGGCUGAUGACGCUGCUGGUGCGGACCUUGGACCCUGAGGUUCUGCCCGUCACCAUGACACCCACCCGGGCGCCUGUGGACCUCUCCGAGCCGGACUACGUGUUGUCCACCAGCGAGGGCCCCUUAGAGCGGCUGCCGCACGGGUUGAUGCCCGGCUGGAUUUGGGCUCCGGCGCUGGUCUUCGCGUUCGCCGGGGUGUGCCUCACCUCCAAGAUCUUCGGCCAGGGGAAGAAUUCCUUGGUCCUGGAGUCCUUGGAGCUGCCGCACACCUUCUGGCUCAUUUGGGAGCUGCUUGUGGCGGCUGAUCUGUCCUUGGGCACGGGCUUCCUUCUGAUCCUCCUGCUGCAGCGCUUCGAGCGAGAGGCGCCCUAUUGGGACGACCUCAGCAGCCUCCAGGCAUGUGCGCUGAUGUCUGUGGCUGCUCUGCACGUAGCGGGCUUCCUCAGCUUCGGGCUGCUGCCCGCUUUUGCCCGGUGCAUGGCCUACCAGGUGUCAAAGCAGCGGGCGGGGAACAACUGGACGCUGCAUCGUUACAAGAACCUGCAGCACCGCACUGGGGCUUCCAAGCGGAAGCGCUUUGUGGGUAGCUCGCAGCUGCCACCGGAGCUGGAUGAGGAACAGAACGCCUCUCCACUGCACUACCUGCCCUUUGUCUCCCUGUGGGCCAUUUGCAAAGCCAGCGAGCAGGACAUUGAGCUCAUGGUGCCCUACAAAGUGGGCCUCAACCUUUGCCACCUCUUCGGCAGUCUGUUCCAAGCCUUCUGCUGCGCCUUUUACAUGUCUCACGACUGGCCGAUCGCUGCCUCCUUAGGAGUCGGAAUCGCCUGCAUUUGCAUGACCCUUUUCAUGGGCAUUUGCUUGGCUCUGGCGCUUAUGCGCGCCCUCCAGGUGAGCCAAGAGGUCCUUGUACAGCAAGCCUCCCUCCGCAGCGCCGCCAACGCCGCGCGCGUGAACGCCGGCGCCUCCGGCGCGGAGGCAAAGCUUCCAGCGCCGCCGCGUGUGGGGCUGAAGGGUGGGCCCAAGGGCGCAGCGGUGGGCAAACCGCGAAGAACCUGAGACACGAG